Molecule: messenger RNA, 2103 nt
Organism: Drosophila yakuba
Lineage: Eukaryota; Metazoa; Arthropoda; Insecta; Diptera; Drosophilidae
Product: brain-specific homeobox protein
Exons: 4
Coding region: 158-1444 (428 amino acids)
Biological process (GO): regulation of DNA-templated transcription
Molecular function (GO): DNA binding; DNA-binding transcription factor activity, RNA polymerase II-specific
Source: RefSeq, a predicted model, not a curated record
CGGUGAUUGCCGCAAACUCAACGCGACCGUCAACGAGCAAACAACAUAAGCGCGCGCGCGGUCCAAGGACACGUAUACAUCCCGGCUGCCUGGCUGGCAUAUCCUGGCUCCGGUCUCCAACACUGCUCCUCCUCCUCCUUGACCAACCUCCAGCGCAAUGGCAAUGCUUAAUGAGGCCAGCUUGAGUCCUGCGGACGCACAUGCUCAUUCCAACGCCACCACGCCCACGCACAGCAAGGCGGCUGCGAUGGCCAGUGCGACCACAAUGCUGACCACAAAAACGCCGUUCUCCAUCGAGCACAUAUUGUUUCAAAACUUAAACAGUGCCAGCAAUAAUAACAAUAGUAGUGACAGCAACAGCAUCGGCGCCAACAGCAACAACUACGCUCAAAAAAGCAACAGAAGUGCGGCGAAAAGUGCCAGAAGCGGCUUUGCCCACGACAAUAAUCCGCACAAACAUCCGUCGCAACAUUCGCAUCCGCCGGCGUCCGCAUCCGCAUCUGCAUCCGCGACGGCUACUGCCCGUAGCAACCAGGCUGCGUCGGGUUAUGCUGGCGAGGAUUACGCCAAGUCCUUGCACAACACUCAACGGUCUAACACCCAUUUACGUCAUGGGGUUUCCCACUACAGCGGAGAUCAUAUUUCCCAGCAACUGGGACCCGGAGCGGGACCACAUCCGCCAGUGCCAACAACUCAGCCUCAGCCUCAGCCUCCGCCUCCGUCAACCCUGAAUGGGGGAAGUGGCGCAUCCAAUGGAGUGCUGUAUCCGAAUGCACCGUACACCGAUCACGGAUUUCUCCAAAUGACCCUCGGAUACCUCUCUCCGUCGUCGGGCACUUACAAGUCCGUGGAUCCCUAUUUUCUAUCACAAGCCAGCCUGUUCGGGGGAGCCCCCUUCUUCGGAGCGCCUGGCUGUGUGCCGGAAUUGGCCCUCGGUCUGGGAAUGGGAGUGAAUGCCCUGCGCCACUGCCGCCGGAGGAAGGCCCGCACGGUGUUCAGUGAUCCGCAGCUGUCCGGCCUGGAAAAGCGGUUCGAGGGUCAGCGAUACCUCUCCACGCCGGAGCGCGUGGAGCUGGCCACCGCCUUGGGACUCAGCGAGACGCAGGUGAAGACCUGGUUCCAGAACCGCCGCAUGAAGCACAAAAAGCAGCUGCGCCGGCGCGACAAUGCCAAUGAGCCCGUCGACUUCUCACGCAGUGAACCGGGAAAGCAGCCGGGCGAAGGCACCUCCUCCUCCGGGGACUCCAAGCACGGCAAACUGAAUCCCGGAUCCGUCGGCGAAACGACCUCUCAGCCCACAAGCGAACAGCAGCUGCAGAUGUGCCUGAUGCAGCAGGGAUACUCCACGGAUGACUACUCCGAUCUGGAGGCGGACAGUGGCGACGAGGACAACUCCAGCGACGUGGACAUCGUCGGCGAUGCGAAACUCUACCAGUUAACAUAGAUAGUUCGAUCGGGAGGAGGACUUGGAUCCUAAAUUAGUAAAGUUUUCGGUGUUUCAGUUGGGGAAAUACAACUAAGAGGGAUUUGCUAGUUUAUUACAAUACUUUCGAUGCAUUCCUCUUAAAAAGUUUCAGUUUGAAAUGUUCCAUUAUGUUCUAUCAGAAGAGAACAAAACAAGCACAGCAGGUAAACAAAAACACAUAUCUUAUCAGCGCGAGCAUGGUUCACCAUUUUAAUAUAUGUAGCAUUACGAAUUGGGAAGAACUAUAGUUCGUUUAUAACUUUGGAAAUUUUUCCAUGAGUAUCACAUUGUCACCUUUAAAUUAAUUGAUUGCAUUUAACAGAUACCAUCCAGCUAAUCAAGCCUUUUUAAAAUUGCUAUUAAACUAGUCCAAAAGUAACCAGAACACUUUUUCACUUUAUAGAAGCAACCAUUUUUUGCUACAUCUAUAGUUGUAUUUCCCCACACAUAUUUGAAUUGAAACGAAAAACAGUGUAAAUACCAACGAGUUCUUGAACGAGUAUUCUAGUCAUGUAUUAAGUCUUAAACUAAUCAAAUUUAGUGAUUGUAUUCGAGAACUUCCAUUUUAAGAUAUAUUAGUUCCCUGCGACUUCUUAUCCAGAAUAUAGUGCUUACAAUAAACUGAACAGAGCGCAUUA